This is a messenger RNA of Merops nubicus (carmine bee-eater), 1449 nucleotides long. RefSeq names its product 3-oxoacyl-ACP synthase, mitochondrial (gene OXSM). The transcript has 2 exons. Gene Ontology annotation, molecular function: 3-oxoacyl-[acyl-carrier-protein] synthase activity. Gene Ontology annotation, biological process: fatty acid biosynthetic process. Bases 1 to 1386 code for a protein of 461 amino acids. NCBI's taxonomy places the organism in Eukaryota, Metazoa, Chordata, Aves, Coraciiformes, Meropidae. The record is from RefSeq and is a predicted model, not a curated record.
AUGUUGUCACAGUGCUCCUGGGAUCUGUUAAAGAUUGCAAAUCUUCAUCUGCAGACUCUGAAUUUAAAUCUGUGCUUACGAAGCCACAGAAGACAUUUCAGCAAGUCACUGCCUGCAUGUCGAAGGAAAGUAGUUGUUACAGGUAUUGGCUUAGUGUCCCCUCUCGGUGUGGGGACUCAGUUUGUGUGGCAGCGCCUUCUCCAAGGAGACAGUGGGAUCGCGUCGCUAGACGGGGCAGAAUAUGCAGGCAUCCCCUGUAGAGUGGCUGCUUGCGUGCCGAGGGGAAACGAGGAGGGUCAGUUCAGUGAAGAAAGCUUUGUGUCCAAGUCAGAGAUCAGAUCCAUGAGCGCUGCCACUGUGAUGGCCAUGGGCGCAGCAGAGCUAGCCAUGAAGGACUCCGGCUGGUCUCCCCAGUCGGAACAGGAUGGAUUAAGGGCCGGCGUGGCAAUCGGGAUGGGAAUGGUUCCGCUGGAGGAGAUUUCCCAUACAGCCGCUUUAUUUAGAACAAAGGGGUAUAACAAGGUCAGCCCGUUCUUCGUCCCAAAGAUUUUAGUCAAUAUGGCAGCAGGCCAGAUCAGCAUUAAAUACCAGCUGAAAGGGCCGAAUCAUGCCGUGUCAACUGCUUGUACCACGGGCGCACACGCCGUUGGAGACUCCUUCAGGUUUAUUGCUGCUGGUGAUGCCGAUGUCAUGUUGGCUGGAGGGACUGAGGCUUGCAUUAGUCCCUUGUCCUUGGCUGGAUUUGCAAGAGCUCGGGCCCUCAGCACAAGUUUUAACUCAAGCCCUAAAAUGGCCUGUCGACCAUUUGACUCACAGAGAGAAGGGUUUGUAAUGGGAGAAGGUGCUGCUGUGCUGCUCUUGGAAGAAUACGAACAUGCCAUGCAGAGAGGUGCUAGGGUCUAUGCAGAAGUUUUAGGUUAUGGACUUUCUGGUGAUGCUUGCCACAUAACAGCACCUAAUCCAGAAGGAGACGGUGCAUUCAGGUGUAUGUCUGCAGCAAUAAAAGAUUCUGGGAUCAAACCUGAAGACAUAACAUAUGUCAAUGCACAUGCAACUUCCACACCUCUAGGAGAUGCUGCUGAGAAUCAAGCAAUAAAGAGACUUUUUAAAGAUCACUCACGUAAUAUUGCAGUUUCCUCAACAAAAGGAGCAACAGGACAUCUCUUGGGGGCUGCAGGAGCUAUUGAAGCAGCUUUUACUGCACUGUCCUGUUACCAUGGAAUUUUGCCACCUACUCUAAACUUGGAGAAGACAGAGGCAGAGUUUGAUCUCAAUUACGUUCCAUUAACAGCUCAGGAGUGGCAGACUGAGAAGCGGCGCAUAGCACUGACAAAUUCGUUUGGCUUUGGUGGGACUAAUGCAACUCUGUGCUUUGCAAGUGUUUAACUUCAGCUGUGCACCUUGUGGGAACUGGCACUGACAGUGAUUUUCGGUACUGCCACCCUCGGU